AUGGGAGGCAUGUUCAGCAGAGUCUUGGGAAAGUUGUGGGGUGAGAGGGAAGUUCGAAUACUAAUCUUGGGUUUAGAUGGUGCCGGUAAGACGACAAUACUAUACAGACUACAGAUCGGUGAAGUUGUGACGACAAUUCCGACCAUCGGAUUUAAUGUCGAAACAGUCACAUACAAGAAUGUCAAAUUUCAAGUAGAUUCAGUGGAUCGUGAUCGUAUUGCUACAUCACGGGAGGAGUUACAUGCAAUGCUUGAAGAGGAAGAAUUAAGAGAGGCUGCACUAUUAGUGUUUGCAAACAAACAAGAUAUGACCGGAGCUAUGAGUGCGGCUGAAGUGUCCGACUCGCUCGGAUUGGGCACUCUAAAAAGUCGGCAGUGGUCCAUAUAUAAAACGAGCGCUGUAAGAGGGGAUGGUUUAAAAGAAGGACUCGAUUGGUAA
Messenger RNA from Paraglomus occultum, 438 nucleotides. Lineage: Eukaryota; Fungi; Glomeromycota; Glomeromycetes; Paraglomerales; Paraglomeraceae. The record is from the annotation of a GenBank genome assembly.